AUGAAUGAAACUAUACGUAGUAUUGAUCAAUUGUCUACAUCUCUUUCUAUUGAUACUCUUAAAGAAAUAGUACGUAAUUGUAAACGUAAUGAACAAUGUAUACAAGAAUUAAUAUGUUAUACACGUGAUGAACGUAAAAAAGCUCAACAUAUUUUACGUGAAAUAUAUCAAACACUACAACAAGAUGAUAAACAAAUUUCAAUUUCUUCAAAUACUAUUAAUAAAAAAUUGAAACCACAAGAAUCAAUAAAAUAUUUUGUUUCUUUCGAUAAUAAAAAUACAACUAAAAUCAAUAAUCAUUAUUCUUAUAAACAAAAUAAUAAAAAAUUCAAUAAAACAAUAUUAAAAGAACAAGACAAGAAAUCUAUACUCAAUCAAUCAAUUUAUUCUAAUCAUUCUAUUGUUGGUAAUAAUAAUCAUCGAGUACGAUUUAAUAUUCCAGAAAAUAAGAAUGAUAUUCAAUCAAACAAUCAUAUUUCUUCCUAUCAACAAAAAAAAUCCACUAGUAUCAAUGAUAAAUUAUCGGAAUUAGCACGUCGAUGUGAAGAUCUUCUUUCAUGUUUACAUACUGAUCGUAAUCAUAUAACAGUACUUGAAAAUCCUACGAAUUAUUCAAAACAAACAUCACUUUGUCCUCAUCAUAAUCAAGCCAUAACUAUUCAACAAGCACAUGAACUUCUUCAUCCAGAAAUUAUUGCUUAUUCACGUCAACGUAUAAAUCUCUUACAUAAAGAAAAUAAGCAUAAUAUUGAAAAUGAUCAUAAAUGUCAACAAUUAAUUCCACUUUCUCAUUCUAAUCUAAUCUCUUAUCAGACUAGCCAACCGAAUUUGAUUCGAUUACCAGUGACAUAUAAAGACGAAAUGAAACAAACAUUAAUGAAAAAAUAUGAACAAUCUUCUGAAGUCAAUUAUCGAUUACGACCAAGUUUAAUCAAUGAAAUACAACAACGAAAUUUUCUUAGAGCUAAAAUUCUUCAAAUACGCCUUCGACAACAUGCCUUAUUACAUAGUCGAACAAAUACCAAUGAAUCAUUAAUGAUGAUUGACAUAUGA
Molecule: messenger RNA, 1053 nt
Organism: Rotaria sp. Silwood2
Lineage: Eukaryota; Metazoa; Rotifera; Eurotatoria; Philodinida; Philodinidae
Source: the annotation of a GenBank genome assembly